Molecule: messenger RNA, 2774 nt
Organism: Megalops cyprinoides (Indo-Pacific tarpon)
Lineage: Eukaryota; Metazoa; Chordata; Actinopteri; Elopiformes; Megalopidae
Product: CREB-regulated transcription coactivator 1-like
Exons: 16
Coding region: 9-2615 (868 amino acids)
Biological process (GO): protein homotetramerization; positive regulation of transcription by RNA polymerase II
Cellular component (GO): nucleus; cytoplasm
Molecular function (GO): cAMP response element binding protein binding
Source: RefSeq, a predicted model, not a curated record
AAGUUAAGAUGUCUGCGGCGGGUACGGGUGCGGGUGCGGGCGGUUGUGGACCCGGACCCGGUUCGGGCGGCGGUUCGGGGACCUGUAACCCCCGAAAGUUCAGCGAGAAGAUAGCUUUGCACACUCAGCGACAGGCAGAGGAGACGGCAGCGUUUCAGGAGGUUAUGAUGGACAUCACCUCAACUCGGCUCCAGGCCCAGAAAGUGCGUCUGGCUAGAAGCCAGGGCCAGUAUUUUGGAGGGUCCCUGCCCAAUGUCAACCAGAUUGGGAGGAACACAUCUGACCUUCAGGGCCAUUUCCACACCACUCUGGAGUCCAGUCGUUCCACGCGGCACCACGGCCUUGUGGAGCGUGUCCACAGAGACAGGAGAUUUACCUCCCCAGUCCGUCCGUACAGAAGACAAACUGACAGCUCACCGUACAACUCAGCGUACUUGUCUCCGCCCCCAGACCCCAGCUGGAGGAGGAACUGGUCCCGCAGCUUCCCUGUGGACAAAACCCUGUCUGCCCCUCUCCCCAUCACUGCUCUCAACAGGACAAACUCGGACUCGGCCCUGCACACCAGCGUGAUGACCCCUCUCUCCAGGGAUCCUCUCUCAGGCCACACCCUGACCCCCCAGAGCAGACACAGCGGUCAGGCGGAGGGGGUCGUACGCAAGAUGUUCCCGUAUCCUGUUCCACCUAUUGAGGAGAACAUGAUAGAGGAGGGGAGGCUGCUGAAACCGUGGGACGCCAAGAAGCUACCAAUGCUGUCAUCACGACCCAAGUCCUGUGAAGUCCCGGGUAUCAAUAUCUCGCCCUCCCCGGACCAGCCGUCCGGCGUACCCCACAUCCCGGCAGCCCUGAAUGCGGGGGGCUCCCUCCCUGACCUCACCACCCUCCACUUCCCCUCCCCGCUGCCCACCCCCCUGGACCAGGACGAGCCCGGCCCCCCCUCCCUCAGCGGGGGCAGCAGCACGGGUAACCUGGCCAGCACCCUCACCCAGCUGGGCAUCACCGCCGGCAACGCCUUCCACCUACCAGGCUUGUCUGCGUCUCACCAGGGAACUUACAGUAACCCGUUGCUCCAGUCAUCGCUAAGCAACCCCAACAUCCAAUCGUCUCUCAGCAGCCACUCCAUCCCAAACUCCUUGAGCUCCACCUCCUUGCACUCGUCACUUAGCAACCCCUCACUGCAGUCCUCCCUCAGCAACCAAUCCCUGCAGUCCUCCCUCAGUAACUCCUCCCUCAGCGGCCAUUCCCUCCACUCAGCGACCAGCAACCCCAGUUUCAGCAGCGGAGUGGGUGGGUCUGGCUCGUGCUCCUCUUCCACAUCCUCGGCCUACGCCCCAAUGGGUCAGGUGCAGUCACCACUCGCCACAUCGCCACGGAAACGAACCCAGCUCAGCCCCCUGAUAGUACCCAUUGGUGGAGAUUCUCGGCGGCAUCACCCCAAACAGUUCUCACCCACCAUCUCUCCUACGCUCUCCUCUAUAACACAGGGGGUUCCUCUGGACACCAGUAAACUGUCCCUGGACCAGCGGCUGCCAGCAUAUCCCUACACUCAGCUCCAGGCAGGUCCUCCAGCAUCCCAUCAGCCCUUGCAGCAGACCCAGCACCAACAACAACAACAUCAUCACCAACAGCAGCAACAGCCAGAACACCACCAGCACCCACAGCAUCAAAACCAACAGCAACAGCACGCACAACAACCUCUUCCACAGCAACAACAGCAUCCACAUCAACAACCGCAUUCACAGCAGCAACAGUAUCCACAGCAACAACCACCUCUACAGCAACAACAGUAUCCACAGCAACAACAGCAUCCGCAGCAGCAACAGUAUCAGCAUCAGUAUCAGCAGCAUCAGCAGCAUCAGCAGCAGCAGCAGCAGCCGACUUCACAGUGCUCGCAGAUGGAGCCCCGGGGCCUGCAGCUGCUCCUCCAGAGUCAGCAGAACGCUCCCAUGCAGAGGCCAGUUGCACAGCCCCUCCCCCCGACACAGAUGCAGCAGGGCGCCACAGACCACCAGCAGAGGGUGCCGGCUCACACGGACCAGCUCCAGCACCCCAGCAUGACUGCACAGGUGGGCAACACACCAGCCAGCGCCUUGGGCCUGUUCGCUGACACCUCCAUGCUGAGCUCCUUUUUGGACGACCCCUAUCUGGGCAUGCAGCUUUCUGCGAGUCAGAGCCAGGCCCUCCUGCAGCAGCUGGGACAGUUCAGCAAGGACACUCGGCCAGGAGGUCAGACCUUUAACCACGGCUCCGGGUGCGAGCCUGCAGUCGGAACAGGGAAUGGGGGGCCCCGCUCUGGUGAUGGGGCGUCCCAGGGAACCCAGGGUUCGGGGGACACGCAGUUCCUCAACAAGCAGAACCAGAAUCAGAGCCAGGGGUUCAGCGGAGGGAGCUGCCACAACCUGCCCAACAUCAUCCUGACAGGGGACUCAUCUGGCCUGUCCAAGGAGAUCACCAGCGCGCUGUCCGGGGUGCCGGGCUUUGAGAUGGACGCCUUCGGGCUGGAUGACCCGCUGCAGAUGGACCCGCUGGCUCUGGAGGGGCUCAGCAUGCUGGCGGAGGGAGACCUCAUGCUGCCCGACCCGGCCGUGGAGGACUCCUUCCGCUCCGACCGCCUCUGAUGGGACGAGGGACGGAGUGGCCAAGGGUCGGGGCGUGGGCGGCAGACAGGGGGAGGAGUUGACUUCAGAUCAAAGGCGAGUGCGGGGCCGGGGGGCGUGGCUUGGCCGUCACGGAGUCCGCAGCAGGGAAGAGAUGGGAAGAGCGCCCCCCCCCCCCCC